GAUAUACGAAAGCGACCGGCGCGUGUGUGAGCGCCUCCCUUAAACUCACGGGCUCAUAACACAAAACACAAGUUUGGAUAUUAUCUACGAUCCACGACUCUCAAAGGACAAAGUAUGGAGAUGUGAUUUGUGUUUUAAUCCAACCGGAAAUUGGACAUCUUUUGUAAGUACGGAGAAAGAAACGGACUUUCGGUGGCAUGCAGAAGAAUUAAGCAUUCGGUGGAUCUGAGCUUCUAGCCGGGAUCGCUUUGGAAUCCAGCCCGCAGUCUGAGGCCUACACUCCCGUAGCUGAUACAUGUUUGUGUUGAUCAGUUGACAUGAGGAGAUUAACUGGACCGAGUCAGGACGGUUUUGCUGCAGAUUGUUUGAGACAGGCCGUCCUCCAGCUUUGAAUCCCAGCAUGACUGAGGUGCAGGCCACAGUGGAGUUCUCCAUAGAGCUCCACAAGUUUUAUAAUGUGGAUCUGUUCCAGAGAGGGUUUUAUCAGAUCCGAGCCAGUAUGAAAGUACCACCACGGGUACCGCAGAGGGUGGAAGCCAGUCUGCUGCAUCCCACAGGUUCGGAUCUGGCGUUCCCAGCGUCGGUUCAAGAUGAUGUCCUCUGCAGCAAAACCUUCCAGAUCCUUUACAAAAAUGAGGAGAUUGUAGUCAACGACGUUCUCAUAUUCAAAGUGAUGAUGCUGCUAGACGCAAAAAAGGUGGAAGAGUCUUUAAAUGAAAUGGACUUUCAGCUGUCUUUGGACCUUUUCUUCACGGAUGGCGACUACACGCCCGAUGAACCCGGUUCUCUCCAAAGCAUUAGCAGCCGACCGCUACGCUUGCACUUUAGCCUUCACAGAGGCAUCCACCAGCAUGUCAAUGUCAUGUUCGACUACUUCCACCUGUCCGUCAUCUCGGCCACCGUCCACGCUUCACUGGUGGCUCUGCAUCAGCCUCUGAUCAGUUUCCCACGACCAGUAAAAAGCACCUGGCUAAAUCGUAACGCUCCGGCACAGAGCAAAGACUCUGUCAUCCCACUACUGGAGUCUGUGGUGUUCGGCAGCACCUACGUCAAACAGCUGUCACCAGACGGGAAGACCUUCAUGGUUUCAGAUCAGUGUCUACAGCACGCCUACACCCUGCACCAGAUCAUGUGUGCCAGUUUGCUGAGGGCAUAUCGGGGCCUGUUCUGUUACCUGACGUCCCUGACCAAGAACCUGCCGUCUUCCCAGCGAAUGGAGCUAGCCAAGCCCAGCAUGCAGGUCCUUUAUGAGCGAGUUCUCAGAAGACCUUACCCUUCAGGCAAAAGACACGUCUACAUAGAGGAACUUGAUGUGGAGGCACGACUUCAUGAUCUAUGUGAACAAGUCAAGCAGAAGGUGGAGAGCCCAGAUGAGCUGGCUGAACUAGUGAACAUGAACUUGGCCCAGCUCUGCUCUCUGCUCAUGGCAUUAUGGGGGAGUUUCCUGGAAGUGGUGUCUCUAAAUGAGCAUGUUUCUGUCCUGUUGGCCCAGGAGCAUCACACACUGCGGGUGCGAAGAUUUGCUGAAGCUUUCUUUUGCCUUGAGCACCCAAGACAGAGUGCACUGGCCUACCAGGAAAUGCACGCUCACAGUCACCAACAGAUGACCACAGCUAUCAAAAACUCGUCUUACUUUCUGUCCUUACCACCUCUUCCUGUUGAAUGUGCUGAUCUUGAUGGGGAUGUGAACUCCCUGCCAAUCAUCUUUGAGGAUCGAUAUUUAGAAUCCAUUACUGAAGAUCGUGAUGGUCCAUGGCUCGGUCUUCACCAGAACGCCAAAAGUGUCUCUGUAUCCACUAAAGCAGAUAAAUCCAAUUCAAAGGAGCACAUUGCUAGUGGGGUAGGAGCAUUAGGUUUGUACCCAGAUAAGCAGCAAGAUGGCCUUUCCACCUUAUGGCCUGAACAAAAUGAGCCGCCCCUCAAAUCCAAAGCCAAAUCCAUCAAAUUGAAGAAGAAUGCAAAGACCGAAAAUUCCAAGAAGUUGAUCAGGCAAAGCUCAAAAGACUCUGUGGUCCUCACAGCCUAUAAGAACUUGAAGCUUCCUCACAACGAACCAGUCACAAAGUCCAAAGGGAUCAACAUUCAAUGUAAUCAAAACGAUGAGGUAGACGAGGUAGACUUCACUCAGCCAUGCGUCCAUCAGAAUGAAACCGCAACGUCCCAUUUUUCAUUCAAUGCUAAAGACGGCACCACAAGCGAUGGCAAAGGAAACGUCAGUAUCCAGAAUGUUGGCUUUUCUAAUCUUUUGCAUAUGCAGGUGAAGCCCCAGGCGGGUACUGGAGCUGAAACCACACAGGGAGUUGAUUCGAGCCCUGCCGGGCUCAAACAUAUCGACGUCAAGCCGAGUGACAAGGACCCCUACCUGGGCGAUAAGGUCACUGUUCUUCUACCGCACCACACCGACCCAACCCCCAAGAGGGAUGUUCCAGAGAUCACACAGACCGAUUACUCCGAGUUCAAAAGUCGAGUUGGGGAUAGCGCCACGCCGGUCGGCCACUUCGGAGGAUGCGCAGCCGCACUGAGAAGCGAUUGUGUUCCUCAAGCCUCUUCCCGUCUCUCGGACUCUGGUAUCGAGAGCGAGCCCAGCUCCGCGACACAGCUUGGCCCGUUUUCUCCAUCUCCUUUUAGCUCCACCGGGCUUGAGCAGCCAAUAGGGCCGAUAGCACAGAGCGCCCACCAGAAACCUCCACUUAGCCCGGCCUCCAGAAGAACCAGCGCAUUGGAUGGGUUAAAUCCAGAGAGCACCAGUGGAGUGAGUGGGGUCCAGUCUUCCCUAACAUCUAUCAAUUCACUUCCCUCAGAUGAUGAGCUGGAGACAGAGACUGUUAGCAGGAAGUCCAGCAUCCUGGUCCAGGAACAGAGCCUCAUCUUCUCGGAAGAAUCUCACAGCGUCCAACUUUCCAGCACUAGGAGUUCGGCUCACCAGAGAGCCUCUAUUAGUCACGGAGAUGGGUUGGACUCUGCUCUUCAGUCCCACUGUGAAACCUCCGCUCCCACCCAGCAGAUGGGAUCUGCUGAAUCCGAUCUUCCUGGGGAAGGAGGUGUGGUGUGUAGUGAGCCUCAGACUGCUGCCCAGUCUAGUACGUCAGCCACAAGCAGCACAGAUCUGGUAAAGAAAGGCUUUGUGGAGAACUAUUUCGGCUCGCGCUCCAGCACCGACAUAUCUGAGAUAAGCCCUCUGGAGACUGCUGCCGUAACACUGGGGAUUCAGACUUGCCCCAAUGUUGAUGAUGAUGAUGAUGAUGAAGAAGAUGAGGAGCAGGAUCAUGAGAUGAUCGAGAACGGUUACUAUGAAGAGACGGACGGGCCGGUUUAUGUUAACGGGCUACCGGGGGAGGAAGACGGAUGCGGGGAAGGUGGUGCGGAGGGGAGGAACCACUUUUAUGAGCACUUAGGAUUGGAAGAGCUCCAGGAAACGUACGUCCCACCGCCUGGACCAACACCGACCAGUGAUGACCUGUGCUGGUACAAGAUCGCCUCUCAUGCUCAAAUAAAAGCGUUUGUGCAAGCAAAAGAGGAAUUAACUCAAUUGAAGUUGCCAGGCUUCCUGUACAGUGACAUGGCAGAUCUGGCUUCUACCGUCCCGUAUUUCAGCAUGGAUGAGGAUGAGAGCUGUGAUGAGGGAAUACACCUCAUAGUGUGUGUACACGGUCUGGAUGGCAACAGUGCAGAUCUGCGGCUGGUGAAGACGUACCUGGAGCUUGGUUUACCUGGUGCUCGCAUAGACUUCCUAAUGUCAGAACGCAACCAGAAUGACACAUUUGCUGAUUUCGAGUCGAUGACUGACAGACUUUUGGAUGAAAUAGUGCAGUACAUUCAAAUCUACAAUCUCACAGUUUCCAAGAUAAGUUUUGUGGGUCACUCUCUAGGAAAUCUGAUCGUCCGAUCGGUCCUGACAAGGCCCAGGUUUAAAUGUUAUCUCAGCAGACUGCACACGUUUCUCUCGCUGUCUGGACCUCAUCUUGGCACGCUGUACAACAGCUCAGCCCUUGUCAAUACUGGGUUGUGGUUUAUGCAGAAGUGGAAGAAGUCCGGCUCUCUCCUACAGCUGACCUGUCGUGACCAUUCGGAUCCCCGACAGACGUUCCUAUACAAGCUGAGCAAGAAAGCAGGCCUUCAGUUCUUUAAGAAUGUGGUGCUGGUGGGAUCUCUGCAGGAUCGAUAUGUCCCAUAUCACUCUGCUCGAAUAGAGAUGUGCAAAACGGCCGUAAAGGACAAACAGACUGGUCCAGUGUAUGCAGAGAUGAUAGAGAACCUUCUACUUCCUGUGCUUCAGAACAAAGACUGUAACCUGGUCCGUUAUGAUGUCAUCCAUGCGCUGCCCAACACAGCCAACUCUCUGAUUGGCCGGGCAGCUCACAUUGCCGUCCUUGACUCUGAAAUUUUCCUGGAAAAGUUCUUCCUGGUGGCAGGACUUAAGUUUUUUCAGUAGCCUCCAAGACCGGACGAAUCUAGAGUGAUACCUCACUGCAGAUGGACUGAUUCAAUGUUUUUUUUUUACGGUUUUAUGUAUGCAUGUGGAGGUAAAGAAAGAUAUAAUAUCAGUGUUAUUUUGUGUUUCAUUUUGUUUCUACUUAAACUGUUGUGACUGUGGAUCAUUUUUAUUUUUCUACUACAAUUUCUUUUUUUUUUUAAGAAUAAUUUUAAUGUUCUACUCAUCAUUAAGAAAAUCAAUCCUUAUACGUUAUUAUUUUCAGUGUUAUUUAUCUCAAACUUUAAUUUUUACAGUUUUCAUUUAACUCUUCAUAUUAAACUCUCUUAUGCUGAACUGGAAAUGUAGCUGCUAAAAUGAAUGAAAUAUUUAUUCAAGGUGGAGAUCUUCAUGGUGAAAGCACGUUCACUUGAACAAUCUGGCAUCCGAGUUGGCUUGCAUCUGAUGGGCAUACAUUUUUCUAUCAAAUCGCCAUUUGACUACACAUUUUCUACAAAAUCGUUUUUUUUUAAAACAACGUCAAAGGCUUCCUAAACAUGGACGAACAUGUGAUUGUAGCUGAAAUGGAGCAGCGUUAGACUGUGUUGGUUUUAUACGAUGUCUUUGCUGCCCAUUGCAUUGUCAUGCACAACAUUUAACCCGGCCUGGUGUUGGGUAAAGAACAUAAGCUUGGCAUGUUUGUGUGUUAAUUUAAUUACAGGGGAAUACUGGUAACUAAUGUACACGGGCUAGGUGUGGGUUAUACGGUUAGUCGAGUUUAAUCAGCACAAAAAUAAACUGUAAUCAGACCACAUGGUUAUGGGUAAGUAUUUAUGUUUGGUUUUCUGUGGAGGAAUUCAUUGAUGCUUGUGUGCAAAAACACUUUAAAAUAAAUAAAACAUUAAAUUUAUUUUGGUUUGUUAAAAUGGUUUUGUAUCAUGGAAACAUUUCAUGAAAUGUAUACGCAAUAAAUGUUUUUGUCAUCUCUUA
This is a messenger RNA of Misgurnus anguillicaudatus (oriental weatherfish), 5401 nucleotides long. RefSeq names its product family with sequence similarity 135 member A (gene fam135a). The record is from RefSeq and is a predicted model, not a curated record. NCBI's taxonomy places the organism in Eukaryota, Metazoa, Chordata, Actinopteri, Cypriniformes, Cobitidae. Gene Ontology annotation, biological process: lipid metabolic process.